AUGUAUACAUUCACGCCCGUAUGCAUUCUCGUACACAAGUAUAUACACCGACAGAAAUAUUACAAAAAGAUGAGCGAGAUCAAACCGGAAGUGGAGUACGUGAUAAAAACAGGUCGGCAGGUGGCGGACAAGAAACAGGUUGACUUCCCACAUCGUCUCAACUCGCAGAUCGAUGCCAUCAAACUGCAGUACAACAAACUCGGCGCCCAGGUUUGA
This is a messenger RNA of Helobdella robusta, 216 nucleotides long. RefSeq lists its product as hypothetical. Lineage: Eukaryota; Metazoa; Annelida; Clitellata; Rhynchobdellida; Glossiphoniidae. The record is from RefSeq and is a predicted model, not a curated record. Gene Ontology annotation, cellular component: plasma membrane. Gene Ontology annotation, biological process: synaptic signaling. The transcript has a single exon. The coding region runs from base 1 to 216 and encodes 71 amino acids.